This is a messenger RNA of Varroa destructor (honeybee mite), 1324 nucleotides long. RefSeq lists its product as uncharacterized. NCBI's taxonomy places the organism in Eukaryota, Metazoa, Arthropoda, Arachnida, Mesostigmata, Varroidae. Gene Ontology annotation, molecular function: structural constituent of chitin-based larval cuticle. The record is from RefSeq and is a predicted model, not a curated record. Gene Ontology annotation, cellular component: chitin-based extracellular matrix.
UGCGCCACCGCCCGCUAUAAAGCUGUCCCGUCGGCUGUGUCGGGUCACAGCUUACUGCCCAAUCAGCAACAUGUUUACUAAGGUUAUCAUUGCUUCUGUGGCCAUCGUCACCGUUCGCGCUGGAGCAAUCGCUGCUCCCGCUUACGAUGGAUACGGCCUAGCCGCUGCUCCGGCUUUGGCUGCCCCCGCUUACCAUGGAUACGCCAAUGCUGCUCCCCUGGCUCAUGCUGCUCCUCUAGCCUACGCUGCCGCUGCCCCCAUCGCCAAGGUCGCUGCCGCUCCUCUGGCCUAUGCUGCCGCUGCCCCUAUCGCCAAGGUCGCUGCUGCUCCUAUUGUAGCUAAAGCUGCCAUCGCCUACCCCCCUCAGCCGUACCAGUUCGGCUAUGAGUCCGUCGACGAGUACGGGACCAAGCAGGCCCGUCACGAGGUCUCAGAUGCCUACAAUAAUAAGAAGGGCUCGUACUCGUUCACUGAUGCUCACGGCAUUGCCCGUCACGUUGACUACGUUGCUGAUGCUGCCGGAUUCCGUGCUACCAUCAAGACCAACGAGCCUGGAACUGCUCCUUCGGCUCCGGCUGCCGCCCUCUACAACGCUGCCCCAAUCGCCGUCAAGACUGUUGCUGCCGCCCCUAUCGUGAAAGCUGUGGCUGCUGCCCCUGUAGCCGCUUAUGCCCAUGCCCCUGCCUACGGCCACUACGUAGUUAUCGCCUCGAUAGUUAUAGCUACUGGACAUGUCGGAGGGCAAGUUGCUCCCGCCUACGGAUACGGCGGCGGACAUGAUAUCGCCGCUGCAUCAUACGGAUAUGGUCACGCCGCGCCUUUGGCCUAUGCAGCCGCUGCCCCCAUCGCCAAGGUGGCUGCCGCUCCUGUUAUAACCAAGGCCGCUAUCGACUAUCCCCCUCAGCCAUACCAGUUUGGCUAUGAGUCCGUUGAUGAGUAUGGCACCAAGCAGUCCCGCCACGAGGUUUCCGAUGGCGACAACAACAAGAAAGGGUCGUACUCGUUCAGUGAUGCCCACGGCAUUGCCCGUCACGUUGAGUAUGUUGCCGACAAACUCGGUUUCCGCGCCAGCAUCAAGACCAAUGAGCCUGGAACCGCUCCUUCGGCUCCUGCUGCUGCCCACUACCACGCCGCCCCGGUUGCUGUGAAGCCUAUUGCUCCCGCUCCUAUAGCCACUUACGCCCAUGCUCCAGCCCAUGGAUCUUACUAAAUGCUCUAGUCUCUUUUUAGAUCUAUUGCCUUUUAGCGGCACUGCUCAAUAGGUAACUUUCUUCUUCGUUAGAAUUCUGAGCUUAAUAAAUUGUUUCUAGUUAUAUGUCGAACA